CUGGGCAUGAAUACAUUUAAGGACAGUAUGUCUGACAACAAACAAAAUAAGAGGAGAAGCAAAAAAGGUUGUGGAAGUGUUCUUGCUUUUCAGAAUGCAGACAACAUAAUGGAAGAAAUGCAUCAGUCAGAAAAAGCUCUGGGGAAAACCAGCCAAAUUGCACCAACAUCCAGAGCGUGGCCAGACCAACAAGUGGCAUGUUUUCCAAGUAGAAAUCAGACAGCAUUACCCAAGAGACAUCACGCUUCUUUACCUUUCUCCUCAAAGAAAGAGGACAUGAGAUGUGGCUUUGACUUCAGCUUUCUGCUACAGACCUCAUGCCCAGAAUCUAACGUUUCAACAGCAUUUGUGGAUUUUGAUACUUUCCAGAUAAUAAAAGCACAAAUACAACAAGGGUUAUCUGUAAAAAUGCUAAAAACCAGGAACAAGAAAUCUGAGUUUCAUUUGCCACCAGUGACAUGUCAGUCUGUAAGAACAAUUCAUCUUGCUCCUCUAAAGGAUGAUAUUGUCAUUGAAAGCAGAAACAUAAAACAUAUUUUAAAUAUUAUGAACACUAUUCCUCAGCCUAUAAAACCAGUUAUUAAAUUUUAUCAGUAUCAGUUAGACAACUUCUUAAAUAGGCACAGUGAAAAGUCAUCAGAAUUGAUCAUGGCCACAAUUUCUGAUAAGUUCACUCCCGUGAAGCACCUGUACUACUUCAGCAUUAAUAACUGUGAUAAGUACCUCAAUAACAAGAAGGAAGAAAUCCAAAGCCAUUUCAAACGGAGGGAAGCUGAUGUAGCAAUCCACACUGAGAAGAAGAGCCAGGUGAAAUUCCAGUGUUCAGUGCUUUGUGAGAACAUCAGUCUUCUGACCCAAGCCAGGUUCUGGGAUCAGAGUCAUCCCCACUUGAGCUCCAGCAGUGCUCUGGUGAACCGUGGCAUGUUUACAGCCCAGACAGCAUUUACAGUGUCCAGCAACAGCAAUGCCUCAAGAGCUGGCAGUAAGCAAAACAGAGCAGAGAAUUGCUGUAGCACUGAUCUGGAAGAAGAAAAUGCUGCAGAAAUGAUGCUGGAUUUUAAACCACAGGGAGAUGCUGAGAGUGCCAACCUUGUGCUUUACAAUCAGGAUUUAGAUUCUUCCUGUAAAAAUGAAGUGAUAAAGGCCUACCAAGCCUUGGAAGAUAAUUCUGUAGUUGCAGUAAUUCCCAGAGUAGAAGUUCAAGAUCGCUCUGGAAAACAGUCAGAAAAUCAAGUAUGUCUCUCUGAAUCUGAAAUAGAAAAAGAAGCUAUGUCAGAAGGAACUUCAGAGGACCAAUACGAGCUUGUAGCUGUUGCUCAUGUUAUGCUCUCUGAACAAGAGCCAGCCAGGGAACCACACACUGCUGAACAACCUACCACAAAAAAGGGUGGUCUCUGUACCCUGCCUCAUGUUCCUCAGAGCCUCAGUGUUCUUGCUCACAAAGAAAAUGGCAAUAAUAAAAUAAAGAUGAAUAGAAAUAAAUAUUCAUCAAAAUCUAAAAUUAAUAAUAAGAUAAAAGUAUCUGAAGACUUAAUUGCUUCUGAUGAGGUUAUCAGAAAAUCAAAUGCCAAGAGUCAGAUUUUUCCAUCUUUGGAACUGACACAAGUGAAAUCUGAGACUUCCAUGAAGCGUCAGAAAAAAAACACUCAAGGACACAAAGGCCACGUUGCUCAGAGUGCUCAGAAAAUCAAAAAGCAAAGUUGUUCCUGCAGCUGCAAAAAUUCAGCUGUCUUAAAGAAACAUGUUACUCCACUUUGUCUGCCAUGUGCACCCUCUGCUUCAGAUUUUGUAGACCUGAAAUACACUGACAUGUUCAAAAUAAUAAAUUCAGAUGACCAAGGCCCAGGUAUUUAUGAAAUGUUUGGAACUCCUGUCUAUUCCCGCAUGAAAGACCUCGAUCAGCACAAGGGCAGGUUUUAUGAAGGUGUUUAUUCUCUUCCACCAGAAAGAUGCACCUGCAGAUCUACCUGCAGUAAAGGAGGAGAAAGCAGCAAAGUCAGAAACACUCAAAAGAAAACACAUUCCAAGCCAAAGAAGACCAUACCUGGUGCUAAACAAAAGCAGAAAGGUUUGAUCACAAAGGAUAGAAGGACCAAGUUGAGAGACAGCAACACAGACCAAGAUAAUGCAACAACUUCUGACUUGGAUUUUCAAACACACACCUUGAGUAGCACAACGUUGUUCCAUGGAGACAUGGAUCAUCAGCUCACAUUUUUGGAAGAGCUUUCACAGUCAACUAAGCAAAAUGAAAUGUUUACAAAUUCAAACCUCUCAACUAUUAAAGAAGUUUCUUUGGAGCAGUCAUUAGACAGCCAGGAUAAAUCCAGCCAUCAGAGAGCUGCUGCCUGCAGCCAGGAUCUCCUUCAGUUCAGUGAUCAAGGCUGCAGAGAAUGUGUUGCUCCAAGUGGCAGUCUGGUAACAGCAGAGCAGAACCACUGUGUGCCCCAGUGCAGGGGGGAUAUGGAUGGUGGCAAAGGCUGGGAAUCACACCAGGACUCCAAGUCUGUCAGUAAAAGUGAGCUGACCUUUUCAGAUAGACUGGGAUGUCAGUCCCCUACAAAAAUAUUAGAUCACAGUUGUGCAAACACACCUCAAAACAGUGGUUUGGCAAAUGAAUUGACUCAGGCUUCAGUGAUUUGGACAAAAAAUACCAAAAGCCCCAGUUCCCAGACAAGUCAAAACAUUUCUUCUUGGUCAGAUACUAAGGAUGUGACUGAUGAGUUGCUUUGUUGUCUGGCCAAAGAAUUGCUAAUGCUUGAAGAAAAAGACACCAACUCUUCAAGAACAAAAAAUACGUGUUCUAAAAUACAGAACACACAGAGUGAAGAGGAGGAGAACAUGAUGAAUGGAGCUGGAGCAGUAAUAAAUAGUGCUCUAGAGAAGCAGAAUUACUUUUUGGCUUCAAAUGAAGAAAAGGGCCUUCUAAAUUUUGAUGAAUCUACUAAAUUACCAAGAAGCAGUUUAACAACCAAAGAUCCUAUCAUGUGGACAAGAGGAGAAGUCCUUGGAAAGGGAGCCUAUGGCACGGUGUACUGUGGUCUGACAAGCCAGGGACAGUUAAUAGCUGUAAAACAGGUGGUUUUGGAUACAUCAGAUCAACUCACUACAGAAAAGGAGUAUCAGAAGUUCCAUGAGGAAGUUGAUCUUUUGAAGACAUUGAAGCAUGUAAAUAUUGUAACUUAUUUAGGAACUUGCCUGGAAGCCAACAUUUUAAGCAUAUUCAUGGAGUUUGUUCCCGGUGGCUCCAUUUCCAGUAUUCUGCAUCGCUUCGGCCCGUUGCCAGAAGUUGUCCUGUGUAAAUACACCAAGCAAAUUCUACAAGGGGUUGCAUAUUUACACGACAACUGCGUGGUCCACAGAGACAUCAAAGGCAACAACGUGAUGCUCAUGCCCACCGGGGUAAUCAAGCUGAUCGACUUUGGCUGCGCCAGGCGCCUGGCCUGGGCCAGCCUCAGCGGCACCCGCGGCGAGCUGCUGCGCUCUGUGCACGGCACUCCCUACUGGAUGGCUCCAGAGGUGAUCAAUGACUCUGGCUACGGCAGGAAAUCUGACAUCUGGAGCGUGGGCUGCACCGUGUUCGAGAUGGCAACAGGCAAACCCCCUCUGGCUUCCAUGGACAGGGUGGCAGCCAUGUUCUACAUCGGCGCCCACCGGGGGCUGAUGCCGGCCCUGCCCGAUCGCUUCUCCAGCGCCGCCGUGGAGUUUGUGCACGCCUGCUUAACCAGAGAUCAACACGAACGGCCUUCUGCUCUGCAGCUGCUGGACCAUCCCUUUGUGAAAGGAGGACUGUGAAUUUUUCAAAGCUCUUGCCAAGUGAGCAUGUAUUUUCCAUGGAAAAGAUUUUCACUUGUGGAAAAAAGACCAGAAGGAACUGGACUUUAACGUGGCAGCAGAAAUACUGGAGAGCAGUCGUGUUCAAGGAGUCUGUUCUAGCAGCAGUGAUUAAAGAGUACCUGUUCUGCAAUGCCUGUCCUUCACUGUGAACGCAAGGCCACGUUGUGUUGUAUUUGGAGAGACUUAAAGGGAAAAUAAAGUCACCAUCAGUGGCAUGCAACAGGCCAGGUAAGCUGGAGUGUCUGUAAAAUCCUAUGGAACAAGCUAUGGGCAGAGAGCUCUGCAGCUCGGAGAUGAGUAAUGAGUGUGAGGAUCCCACAGGAACCUCAGACCAUCUACUGGCAUAAAAUGUACUGAGGCCUUUAUUCAGUCACGUGGGCCCUUUUCUUUACCUCGAUAGGCACUUCAAUUUUUAGCUGGUGAAUAAGUGUUUUAUGUACAUAGGUCAGCCCUGUAUCUCCACAGGAUACUGUGGUGAUAGUGACAGGAGAUAAUGAUCUAAGCCAGGGGACUGCCUGUUUUAAAUGAAAUAGUGCAUUUUGUGGGCUCUUUCAGGUCCCAGAAGGCUGGGGUUGGAAGGGGCUCUGGAGAUGUUCUGGUCCAGCCCACUGCUCAGAGCAGGGCUGACUGCAGCAGGUGGCUCAGGCCCUUGUCCCAUUGGCUUUGAGUGUGAUUAUGGAUGGAGACUCCACAGCCACUCCAGGCAACAUGCUCCAGUCUUUAACCCCCUCAUGGUAAAAGGGAUUUUAUCUUUGAAGACUGUCUUACAGGUCAAGUUGUCCCGUUGUCCCUUGUCCUGUCACUGCUAGCACUGCAGAGUCUGGCUCUGUCUUCCUUACCCUCCCCAUGGGGUGCUGAGUCUCACUGAAAACCUGAAGUGUUUCUCUGACCACUGGAGUGAGCACUGUCUGUGACUGGGUGACAGAACACAGCCCUUUGCACUCCAGUGGUCUUUACACUCAGUAGAACUAGCUACUACUAACUGCACAAAAUUAAAUAACAUCUAAAAAGCAUUGUUAAGUAUUAAUAAAGCAAAAAAAAGAGCAGGUAUUGUAAUUUAGAAUGUCCUUUUGUUGAUAAGGCUUCUUCCUAUCAAAAUGGGGUAAAUCUUUAGCCUUUGUAAGCACCCAGGCUCCAGGAAGAGAGGCAGUAACACUCAGCCCUACAACUGUUCAGAGCUGAGCUCUCAAGAAUCCAAGACACUGACCUCAGUGUCAGCUCCGAUGUAAUGUGAACAUGACAAAACCAACUCUCCUCAGAGUGCUAAACAUCUUAGCUACUUAAAUAGCUUUCAAACUUCAUUUUAUUCCAGUAGUCAGUCUCCUGACUUCAGAGAGUUAAGUCUAAACUUUAUAAAAGCAAAGAGAAAUCAGUACUUCUAGCAAAAUUCUUUAUUAAUAGUUUCUGUAGGUAUAAUGUCACAUAACAAUGACAGAACAUUAUGCCAGUAUAAGAGAAAUCCUAACAUCACAGUAAUCUUCAAAGUUCAAGCAGUUAACAGUCCUUUUUUGAGGAGUAUCGAUUGGUGCUCAUGCCAGACAUCCAUGGCAACAUCAUGUUAAAGUAUCUUCACGUUAAAGUACCUUCAAUAAAGGCAGGAGCCCUGGGCAUGUGAGCUCUAGUGGGAUGUACAUAAUUCCAUGAUGUACUAAUUCUUCUCAGAUUAAGGUAGAGUCUUCAACAAAGCUGCAAAGUAAAUAUGAGGGUUUAUUUAGCAUGAAAUGAAACUGAGAUGAGAGUCAUAUGCAAGGAAAGAAUGGGAAUGCUCUAGAAUUACAAUUAAUUAAAAAAAGGUCAGCAUUACAAACCCCCCUUCUUAUGCACAGCUUACAAGCAAAACUAACAUCUUUUGUUAGAGUUUUCCAAUAUUAAGGUAACCAGUAAUUUGCAAUUUGUCAUGCUAAAUCCAGUUAAUUACACUCAAAAUCAUCACUGAAAGUCAUUAGAGGUUUGUAAAACUUGAACCUGAGUUUUUAAUCAAAAUUUGAAAGCACAUUUUUGUUUUUGCUUAUCCAGACUUCAAGAAUGAAGUGUCAGUUUAAGGCCAGCACUUGCAACAAAGGUAUUUCAGUUUAUUCAGAGCUGUGCUUGCAGCAGAGCUCAGGGCCCAGCACAGCUCAACCAAGCCCUGUUAAUCUGGGGAGCCUUGGGCUGGUCUGGUGCAGCAGCUAGAAACAGGUCUAAUGUUGCAUAUAUCUUACUUGAGGAGAUCAGAGAUUUCCACACCAGAAUCCAGGUCCCUAAUUCCAGGUAUCCAAUGUAACAAGGGGAAAGGGUGUGAAAUCCUGAAAACUGAUUUUCAUGAGACUGAGCUACUCAGUGAGCAGGGUCACACUUGGCUUCAUUAUUUAUUGUGUUGGAGUAGGGCAGGCUUUGCUGGUUCAAAGGCUACAGCCUUCCUUCCUGAACCCAGUAAGGACCCAGUACAGUGCAUGCAGCCUGCCGAGCCCUUGCUGUGACUGCAGGCUUCCUCAAGCUUUGGAGCUCAACUCUCAGCAGCUGCAGCCAGCCCCGUGCCCGUGUGACUGCAGGGGCAGCCAGUGCUUCCCUCACAGCGUCACGGCAGCCACGGCUCGUCUCAGAAGGGCGGGGCCAGGCAGGCCGACCCAGCUCUGUCACACCGCGCUUGGAACUACCACCAGCAGCGGGAUGGAAAAAUUGCAUCUAAAAAUGCACAUAUCUGCCUCUCCUUCCAAGCAAGCAGAGCCCGGUCCUCAAAAAUACAAGAGUCUCUUGAGAUUAUUUGGGUUCAAAUUUAGUGCUGUUCCACAAAGCUCAGUGGGAACUGAUGCAAUGUCUACACUGCUCCUAUCAAACCCCCUGGCUCUUGCACACAGGCAAAGAACCAGAGUUCUCCCAAGGAAGAGCUCCCAGGACACACUCCAGUGCCUUCCCUCUCCUAUUUCUCCCUUCCCACAGGGACCUGCACCACGGGACAGCUAAGAAAUUUUAGAGGUUUGUCAAAGAACACAAUGUCUGAACUGGCAACACCAAUGCUGCUGUUACAAGCGCA
Messenger RNA from Motacilla alba alba, 6847 nucleotides. RefSeq names its product mitogen-activated protein kinase kinase kinase 19 (gene MAP3K19). The record is from RefSeq and is a predicted model, not a curated record. Gene Ontology annotation, molecular function: protein kinase activity; ATP binding. The transcript is spliced from 8 exons. The coding region runs from base 7 to 3792 and encodes 1261 amino acids. Gene Ontology annotation, biological process: protein phosphorylation. NCBI's taxonomy places the organism in Eukaryota, Metazoa, Chordata, Aves, Passeriformes, Motacillidae.